This is a messenger RNA of Pristis pectinata (smalltooth sawfish), 7034 nucleotides long. Its product is annotated as NFX1-type zinc finger-containing protein 1-like. The coding region runs from base 125 to 6001 and encodes 1958 amino acids. The record is from RefSeq and is a predicted model, not a curated record. The transcript has 16 exons. NCBI's taxonomy places the organism in Eukaryota, Metazoa, Chordata, Chondrichthyes, Rhinopristiformes, Pristidae. Gene Ontology annotation, biological process: regulatory ncRNA-mediated heterochromatin formation. Gene Ontology annotation, molecular function: helicase activity. Gene Ontology annotation, cellular component: nuclear RNA-directed RNA polymerase complex.
AUCAUAUUUUGCAGAAAUUCAGAGAAUCGAAACUGAACAGCAGCGGAUUAAGCAGAGUCUCGGUUGCUCAGUUCACUGGUGCUGCUGUCUGUAGAAACAUCAUUGCGAGAACAGAGUCAGUCCAAUGGAAUCUAAUGAAAAACAUCUGCUGUCUAUGAUGUCCAGGCAGGUACAGGAACUGCAGGAGUCUUGUAAAGGCUUAAGAAUAACAGGUCCCCAAGCCCAACAAAAGCAGCAACCUGAAAGCCAAAUGAGAAGAGGUAAUGUUUCGAGCAGUGGGCAGGCAAACCAGCGCCAAUUGAAAGACCAAGGGCAUGGGAAUAACCAGGGUCCUUUGGUAUUUAAGACGGUUGAAAGUCACUUCAGUCCUGCAAGCAGAUCUAAUGAUCAUUAUGCAGCCAGGCUUGGACGUCAAGUUUUCAGGAGUGCUGGGAACCCAAGAAGUUGCCCCCAUCCAAAAAGUGCUCAAAAAGAAACAUGGGAAGCAAGUGCUCGAGCAAAAUCAACAGCACAAAGAGGUGGACAGCAACGAAGGCAGCCCCAACAAGCACAAAAAAGGUCUGAGAGUGUGUCUGUGAAGGACAGAAAUGGGCAGCGGGUUCAAUCUGAACCUCACAGAAGAAAUCCCAAGUUCUACGGAAGUCAACCUAACCUGCUGGACUGUGCCGGAGAAAGCAAUGCAGUGAAUGAGAUGCAAGGUCGGCAAAGACCACGAGGGAGACAGCAUUUCUCACAACGAAAGGAGAGGGAUAACAUUCAAAAUAGCCAUGAAGGCACUUCACAGCAACGAUACAAAGGACCUUGGAUUCCAAAGAAACAUGGAAUCCCUCAACAGCAUCAAAAUUUUGAAUCUUCUGCAGAGGAUUCCAGUAAACCUAAUCAUCGUAAGCAGGGGACCCUGGAUAGCCAAGAGCUAAAGCAGCUGGCUGCAAUGGAUCCAGCAGACGUUGUAAUGAAAUUGACCUCCCCCAGAAGUGGACUUAAAGAAUUUUUAAACCAGGCAAAUGCUGAGAAAAACUUAAUUGUAUCCUUUCUGAAAAUCCUUAGCAUGACAUUCAAUUGCAAAUCCAACCGGCAGAGUUUGCAUUAUCUGCUGGCGCUGAUCAAGAACUCCAUGUUUCUUAAAAAUAUCCUUCCUACAUUCAUCCUCAGUGCUCAGACGGAAGUGCUGCAAGAGGCACAUUUGGAAUCUUCUAGAUAUCUUGAUUAUACACUGAAGUUACUCUGUCAGCUGAUUACUGUCUAUCCUGCGAGUGCUUUUUUGGAUGUGUCUCUUCUAGCUACACUGGUGCAAUCGACGUCAAACUACCUGCAAUCUAUUGGCUUCCCCAUCUCAGAAGAAACUGAGAAGAGUUUGCAGAACCUGCACCAGAUGAUUGCCUAUUUGCAGGAGGAAAAGCGACAUGGGAAAUUGCAGUCUGAUACCUACACCUAUUUCAUGGUGCCUGAGAGGAAUGAUUUUAGACAUAUUUCAAUAUAUCCAACCUAUGAAGACCUCCAUUUAAUCGACAAACCUUAUGUAAGACCAAAUAUAAUCAAUGAAGAAUAUCCAGAUACUGCCACAUACCUAGACAUACAAUUUCGCCUGCUCCGUGAAGACUUUGUCCGGCCAUUAAGGGAGGGAAUUACUAAGUUGUUGAGCUGUAACAAGGAGGAUUUGCAGAAACAAAAAAUAGAUGACAUCAGAAUUUAUUUUAAUGCUCGUGUCUUGGGUCCACUAUGCACACAUAGUGGUGUCUUCUACCGGGUUCAGUUUGACAAAAACAAGUUGAAGUAUGUUCAAUGGGAGAGCUCCAAGCGACUGCUAUAUGGGUCUUUUCUUUGCUUGUCCAAAGAUAACUUUAAAACAAUGUUGUUUGCAACAGUGGCACACAGAAAUAUUAAAGAACUGACAGAAGGUAUCAUCACGCUCGGCUUCAUUGAAAGCAGUCGGCUGGAUUUAGUGGACGUAAAGUCAACGGAUUCUUUUCUAAUGGUUGAAACAACUGCAUACUUUGAAGCUUAUCGCCAUGUUCUAGAAGGUUUUAAAGAGAUCACAGAUAAUAAAAUACCCUUUCAGAAGUACAUAGUUCACUGCCAGACUAAUGUGGCAGAACCAAGAUAUCUAAGACCUGGUUAUCAAAACUAUACUCUGGAGCCUUUGUUGAAAGACCAAGGGAGUCAACCCCAAAGGAAGUCCAGCAAGGGCAAACUCAUUAACAACUUGUUUCAAUCUAACAACAACUUGUCCCAGGGUGGUAAUUUCAAUGUGCUUGACUUUAAAAUGUGGCCUUCGAAGGAGAGAUUAAAAUUUGAUGAAUCCCAAAUGCUGGCCCUGCAAACAGCUAUAACCAAAGAGCUUGCUAUCAUCCAAGGCCCACCAGGAACAGGAAAGACAUUUUUGGGACUGAAGGUUGUUGAAGUUCUCCUGGCCAAUAUGGAUAUUUGGCAGUCUCCCUCUGGUUCUCCUAUCCUGGUGGUCUGUUACACAAAUCAUGCAUUGGAUCAGUUUUUGGAAGGAAUUUACAGCUUUUUGAAAACUGGGCUCAUCAGAGUUGGAGGAAGGAGCAGCAGUGAAAUUUUAGCCAAGUUUUCUAUGACAGAGCUAAGAAAGCAGAAGGCCUUUAGGAAAAAUCUGCCAUCCUAUCUGAGUAGCAUGUAUUGUGAGCUGAUUAAAGAAAGACAAGAGAUGCAGAAGAAAAUUGAAAUGUUAGCCGUGGCUUUGGAAGCAAGUGGGAAGGGAGUUCUUCAGUUACAUACCUUAUCGGAACACAUUCAAGUGAAUCACUUGAAGAGUCUACAGAUGGGCUCUGAAUAUAAUCCCUCGGAACAUUAUGAUGUACUGGAAUGGUUAAAAUUGACAUCAGCACCUGAAUAUUAUUUCGGAUUUAACGGGACACUAGAACAAACCACAGAAGAGGAUGUGGAGACGAUUGCCUCAAGUGCUACAGAAGGAGACAUAGGAAAUCUCAACGACCUCAUUGAAGAGGGGGAUAAUGAUGAUGAGUUGAUUCAGGUGACACAGGAGGCUGAACUAAUGCAAGCAGAGAGAAUGAUUGAUGAUGACGACCUUCAGAAACAACUUCAGAAAGCACGUGCACGGCUAGCUAAAAUGGAGGAACAAUUUCUGGCAUUUAAUCCCAAAGAGACUGCACCACCUCUUAAAUCUCAGGCUGAGAGCCAAGAUGGUGGUGAGUGGAAGUUCACCAAAGAAGAAAAGAAAAGAAUGCAAAAAAUUAUGAAGGCGCAGUUGCAGAACACUGACAUCAUGACAGAAUUUGAAGCCAGAAGGAUAGUCAAUGUCUGGGAUCUUGACCUGCUUGAUCGCUGGCGACUGUACAGGUUGUGGUUGUCGCAGUACCAAGCUGAAACCAAACGUGAAAUAUUGAGGUAUGAACUGGACUACCGGAGAAUCGUUGACCGUCUAGCAGACCUGAGAAAUCAAGAAGAACUAAUCCUCCUCAGGCAGUCAAAAGUGGUUGGCAUGACCACAACAGGUGCUGCAAAAUACAGAAAUCUGGUGCAAGAUAUUCAACCAAGGAUUGUUAUUGUAGAAGAAGCAGCUGAAGUCCUGGAAGCUCACAUCAUCACCACUCUUAGUUCUGCCUGCAAGCACCUCAUUUUAAUUGGUGAUCAUCAGCAGCUUCGCCCAAGUGCAACAGUGUAUGAACUAGCGAGAAGUUUCAAUUUGGAAGUUUCCUUGUUUGAGCGGCUCAUAAUGAUGGAAGUGCCCUUUGUUCGACUCAAUUACCAACAUCGAAUGCGCCCUGAAAUUGCAAAACUGAUAACACCGCACAUCUAUGAGGAGUUGGAAAACACAGCGUCUGUGAAGCUGUAUGAAAACAUCAAGGGAAUUUCCACAAACCUCUACUUUAUCGAACAUCAAGAGCCAGAGGAUCAGAUCAAGGAAGGAAAAAGCUAUCAAAAUUCACAUGAAGCACACUUUGUCAAGUCCCUUUGCGAGUACUUCAUCAAGCAGGAAUACAAGCCUCAGCAGAUAACCAUCCUAACCACCUACUCGGGGCAGCUCUUCUGCUUGAGGAAGAUAAUGCCCAAAAGUAAAUUCGAUGGCGUCCAGGUCUGCGUGGUGGACAAGUACCAAGGGGAAGAAAACGACAUUGUGAUCCUGUCUCUUGUUCGCAGCAACAAGCAGGGCAUGGUUGGGUUCCUGCGGAUACCAAACCGUGUCUGCGUGGCUCUGUCUCGGGCAAAGAAAGGCUUCUACUGCAUAGGCAACAUGAGCCUGCUGGCAAAGCAGGUCCCUCUGUGGGCAGCCAUUGUCGGGACGCUGCGCGAAAACGGCAAGAUAGGCACCUCCCUGCGACUGUGCUGCCAGAACCACCCGGGAAAUGACACACUGGUGUCAACGGCCGAGGAUUUUGCGAGAGUCCCCCAGGGCGGGUGCUUGGUGCCUUGCAAUUUCCGUUCCCAGUGCGGCCACUUGUGCACUUUGCCCUGCCACCCUUUCGACCCCGAGCACAAAUGGUACCAGUGCCCCUUGCCGUGCCAGAAGUCCUGCCCGGAGGGGCACCCUUGCCCCAAGCCUUGCUGGCAGGCCUGCGGCGAGUGCAAGGUGAGGGUGGGCAAAGUCAUCCCCGCAUGUGGCCACCAGCAGCAGGUUGCCUGCUCCCUGCCCCCGGAGCGGUUCUGCUGCCAGGAGCCCUGCAGCAAAGGCCUGAGUUGCGGCCACAGAUGCCUGCGUCCCUGUGGGGAGCCCUGCACCUGGAAAUGCCCGAGCAGGAUCCAGCUCACGCAGAUGUGCGGCCACAAGAGGACUGUGCAGUGUUACCAGCGCCAGGAGGCGGAGGCGGAGACCGAGCCCUGUCAGGCGACCUGCGGGGCGCUGCUGUCCUGCGGCCACUCUUGCACUGGUAUCUGCUCCAAGUGCAGCAGCAGGAAGCUGCACGCCCCAUGCAAGGCUCCAUGCCCGCGCACACUGCCCUGCUCACACCCGUGCACUGGCAGCUGCUGCGGCCCCGCUUGCCCGCCCUGCUCCCAGCCAUGCGGGAACCGCUGCCCGCACGGCAAGUGCCCCAGGAGCUGUGGCGAGCCCUGCCAACCGUGCCGCGAGCCCUGCGCCUGGUCCUGCCCGCACUCCCAGUGCACCCGGCUGUGCCACGAGCCCUGCAACCGGCUGCCCUGCGACCAACCCUGCGGCCGGACACUCAACUGUGGCCACCCGUGCAUCGGCCUGUGCAGCGAACCCUGCCCCGACAAGUGCUGGACUUGUGAUGAGGAAGAAGUCACCGAGAUAUUCUUUGGCGGAGAAGACCAGCCUGAUACCAGAUUCCUGCAGCUGCAGGACUGCCGGCACAUCUUUGCAGUGAAGGAGUUUGACAAGUGGAUGCAACAGUCCGAAGGCAACGGUUCUCCAGAGCCGAAGUUCCACCUUUGCCCCAAAUGCUCCACCCCGAUCCAAAACAACCUCCGCUACGGGACCAUCAUUAAGAAUGCUCUGGCUGAGAUUGAGAGUGCCAAAGUCAAGAUCCUGGGAGACGAGGAAGAGCUCAGAAGCCGCAAGGCAUGCCUCGAGCAGUUUCUGGAAGAAAAGAAAGAAUUAACCGAAUAUUAUCUCCUAGAAACCCUUGAUCUGCACUUGCAGCUGCAAGAAUCCAAUACAAGUCUGCACAAGUUGACAACUCUCGGACACAAAAUUAGCCUCCUAUCCAAAAUUGCCGAUUUGAAAUCCAGCGGAAAGAAACUGCAGGAUUACCAGAGAAUUAUGAUUCAACAAGAAACUGAGCAGCUAGUAGAGUGGAUUACAGGAAACAGAGCUCAGUUCACCAGCCAAGAGCUCUUAGACAUCAAUAGUGAGAUCUCCAGGCUGACAUAUCUGAAUGAAUUGUACUUAAUUCGAACUACAAUGCUAAGGCAAAGGAAAACAAUAGAAUCAAUAACAAUCUUUGAGCUCCAGCAAAAGCUUGAAGGGAAGGAAAAGUACAAUGAAACAUGGGUAAAAGAAAACAUUGAUAGAUUGAAGAAAGAAUGUGAUAUAACAACAGGAACCUUUUCAUUGUGCUGAUAUUUCAGCUUGAGCCCAACUCAGUCACUUGGACCAAUUAAAGUGUGUGAAGCAUAUUGGAGAUUGCUGGUUCAAGAAGUGCUCAAGUUGCAAUUGUGGGAUUUAUGAGGAGAAGGAAAUUUGCAGCUCCAUAAACGCAAGCAAGUAUCUGUAAAAAUGACUAUAUUGCUGUAAAAUUGUCCAAGACCUAGACUAAAUCCAAUGACACUUCUCCCUAGUAAAGCUGAAAUGUUUGUUCUAUGAACCUCAGUGGGGCCAAGAAUCUGGUGUUGGCAGAUGUAGUUGCUGGGUCUGGUUGGGGUAUUCAAUCAUCCGUACUCACCUUUUGCUAUUGAGAAGAAGGCAUUAGCUAACAUGUCAGAGGGGAGAAUAGAAGGAUUGGUUAGAUUGUGAGUGCUAGCAGACCGAAGACAAGGGGUGGAAAACUUUAAAAUUGCCCCAGAGAAUGAGAUUGCACACAGGAGUUGUAAGUGGAGGUAGCAAUGAUCUUUUGAGACUGCACACCCUCUGGUCUGGAUCACCAAAUGUUUGUAUUUGUCUGCUGUUUUGCAAAAUAGCUAAGGGCCAGUGAAUUAUGUCUGCUGGUAGCCAUUUGUGAUUGUGCUAGUCCAAGCUUGCAAGGAUUAAAGUCCCAAUUAUAGCCUAUUAUUUAAUGUAAAAUUGUAACAGAAUUAGAACACUCUGCAGACAAGAGAUUUUAAAAAACUGGUCUUUGACUGUUAAACUGAUGUAUUGGCUUCCUGUUCUCUUUCCUUUCUGGUACUCAAUCCCAUUAUCUUCAAGAAAGUGAUUGGGGGACAAAAAACUUCCCUUAAUUUACGGCAACGUAAUUUGAGAUUGAGAUUUCUAUGUGCAAAUGUAACAAGCCUUUGUACAAUAUUUCUUAGUAAUGUUCCAAUUCUGUAUUUUCCCAUUGUUUUUUUUUGUUUGCAGGGCCCAUGUCCUUUGCCUUAGUUUGAAGUAAAAUAAUAAAUGUUAUAUAAUUCAGGUUAGGCUUGUACUGUAAUAAUUAAAGCAUUAAUAUAAAACUUGA